This is a messenger RNA of Eublepharis macularius, 3407 nucleotides long. It is a transcript of the gene NUMB, whose product is annotated as NUMB endocytic adaptor protein. Bases 209 to 2167 code for a protein of 652 amino acids. The transcript is spliced from 11 exons. The record is from RefSeq and is a predicted model, not a curated record. Gene Ontology annotation, molecular function: cadherin binding. Lineage: Eukaryota; Metazoa; Chordata; Lepidosauria; Squamata; Eublepharidae.
AUUGGCCGGGGUGGGGCUGGGCCCGUUGAAGGGGUGGCGGGUGGGCGAUUGAAGGCGUGAGGUUCGAUCCGGCUUCCCCCUCCUGGCGGGAAGAGUCGAGUGACGUGUAGGGAAAGGCUCGAGCUGUGGUGUGUGUGUGUGGAGGAGGAGGGGGGGGCGGCGCUCCUCGUCUCUCGGAAGCUGUGCGGCGGGACGUGACAACUGAGCAAUGAAUAAAUUACGGCAAAGCUUUAGGAGAAAGAAAGAUGUUUAUGUCCCUGAAGCCAGUAGGCCACACCAGUGGCAGACAGAUGAAGAAGGGGUUCGGACUGGCAAGUGCAGCUUCCCAGUUAAGUAUCUGGGACAUGUGGAAGUGGAUGAAUCAAGAGGAAUGCAUAUAUGUGAAGAUGCUGUGAAACGACUGAAAGCUGAAAGGAAGUUCUUCAAAGGCUUCUUUGGAAAAAGCGGAAAGAAGGCAGUUAAAGCAGUCCUUUGGGUUUCAGCAGAUGGACUCAGAGUUGUGGAUGAGAAAACUAAGGACCUUAUAGUUGAUCAGACAAUAGAGAAGGUUUCUUUCUGCGCUCCAGAUAGAAAUUUUGACAGGGCUUUUUCUUACAUCUGUCGGGAUGGCACUACACGCCGCUGGAUAUGUCAUUGCUUUAUGGCUGUAAAGGACACAGGGGAGAGGUUGAGUCAUGCUGUUGGCUGUGCAUUUGCAGCCUGCUUGGAGCGAAAGCAAAAGAGAGAGAAGGAGUGUGGAGUGACUGCCACCUUUGAUGCCAGCAGAACCACAUUUACAAGAGAGGGAUCAUUCCGGGUUACAACAGCAACGGAGCAGGCAGAAAGAGAGGAAGUCAUGAGACAGAUACAGGACACCAAAGUUGAAACAGAUGUGAAAACAACUGCUUCAAGUUCUGUAUCUAGCAAUACAGUCCCAUCUCCAAGUUCCCCAACCUCUCCUACCACUGAUGCUGCAGCAUCUGUCGACAAAGAGUCAAAUAACCCUCAUGCUAUUCCACGAAGACAUGCUCCCAUAGAGCAACUUGCUAGGCAAGGCUCGUUCAGAGGCUUCCCUGCACUUAGCCAGAAGAUGUCCCCAUUUAAACGCCAGCUUUCUUUGCGAAUAAAUGAACUGCCAUCAACAGUGCAAAGGAAGACCGACUUUCCCAUGAAAAAUUCAGUUCCUGAAGUCGAAGGAGAAGCAGAUAGCAUUAGUUCCCUCUGCUCCCAGAUUACAAAUGCAUUCAGCUCACCAUCUGAAGACCCUUUCUCCUCUGCCCCCAUGACAAAGCCAGUCUCUGCGGUUGCACCACAGUCUCCAGCUGUUCAAGUUAAUGGCACUGCCUCUGCCUUCAAUGUGCUUUCUGCUAAGCCAGUUCAAACUACUGUAGCACCCACAGCAAUACCAGUUCGUGAAACCAAUCCCUGGGCUCAUGCCCCUGUUGCUCCGGCUGCUGCUAAAACUGGAGCUGCAGCCACUCUUGCUGGUACUGAAUGGAAUUCCAGUUCUGGGGCAGCCUCACCGAAUCUGUUCCAAGCAAACCACAGACGCACUCCUUCUGAGGCAGAUCGCUGGCUGGAGGAAGUCUCCAAAACGGUCCGAGCACAACAGUCGCAGCCACAGCAGCCACCUCCUCAGCCACUCCUUCAGCCUCCCGUGGCAGUUUCACAGACAGCACCAGCUUUUCCAGUCAGCACCUUCAUUGCAUCCCAGCCAGUGCCCGUCGGUGUGGUGCAGCCCACGUUUAUCCCUGCUCAGCCAUAUGCCGUAGCGAAUGGAAUGCCCUACUCGGGUCCCAGUGUUCCAGUGGUUGGAAUCACCCCUUCCCAAAUGGUAGCCAAUAUGUUUGGCACAGCAAGCCACCCUCAAGCAUCCCUCUCUCAUCAAUCACCUGGUCUUAUAAAGCAGCAGACAUUCCCACAGUAUGAAACUAACAGUGCUACUACCAGCCCUUUCUUUAAACCUCCUGCCCAGCAGCUCAAUGGCUCAGCAGCUUUCAAUGGUGUAGACACUGCCAAAUGGCCCACAGAGGACAAGCAUAUACAGCCACCUGCAGUUGCCCAGCAGGUUGAUCCAUUUGAAGCACAGUGGGCAGCACUGGAAAACAAGUCGAAGCAGAGAACCAACCCCUCUCCAACAAACCCUUUCUCAAGUGAAUUACAGAAGACUUUUGAGAUUGAACUUUAAGCAAUCCUGUGGCUUGUGCUCUAGUCUGUGUGUAUGUGUUUUGGGGGGGGGGGUUUGGGUAGAAAAGGGCAAAGGACAGAGGGGGCUUCUGAACAGCACAUUCAGUUGCUGAUGUCCCCAUAGAAUCAAAGUGAGGUAUAGAGAAAGGGAGUAGUCAUGGGGGAGAGGCUCCAAGCUCCAGCCACAUCACUAUUGGGGAAUAUCCAGGAAAUGUAUCCUUACUGCCUUCCUUCUUGCUUGGGAGCCUGUACUACAAAGGAAACUUCUGGAAGGCUGAAGAUGGGAACUGAGCCCUGAAGCCCUUUUCCCAAAAGAACUUCAAAUGACCUUAUAUGAUGAAAAGCAACUGACUUGCCACUAUCAUUUAAGGGGUCUCAGCCUUGCAGUGAGUGCCCCGUAGCCCUGGCGGGGAAAGAGGAAUGGUGGCACAGUAGUGAAUGGGUGGGAGGGGAAAACAUGAAAGCUGCUCUGCAUAUACUGUCUGUGGAAAAGGAUGAGCUUCCAUUUUGAGUAACACGAUGAUUAUAUAUAAAAACAAAGCCAAAAUCUUUAUUUUUAUGCAUUUUAGAUUAUUUUAAAUAGCUCUAGAUAUUAAAAGCUGAAUGAGGAGUUGUAAGUAAUCUUGCCAAAGGUCUAAAAGUGGGUUGGAUGUAAAAUUGUACAUAAGAUUGAUUUAUCGCUGAUUCUUAUGAUCAGUAAUAUGGGAGUAGGGAUUGGGAGGAGACUCCCUACUUGUUCUUCUCUGUUCAUUGUAAGUAGCAUAUUGCAACUACAAUCAUGAAUCAUGACCAAUAAAAACACACACACAUUAUAGAGUAGUUUAAGAGCAGUAUUGUCUUAUUUUGAAAAUAAUUGGUAAAUUCUCUUUUUUUAAAGGAAUCAAGCUAGAUGAUGUUAGACUACAUAUAGGUUCUUCCAUGUAUUGCUGCAAUUACAUUGUUCUUAUAGUACUGUGACAGUUUACUGUAACCAUACCUACAAUCAGGUCUACUGAGCCUACAUUUAUAUAUUUUAUGUAUGUUCGAUUUUUUUUUUAAAAAAAGCUAAUCUCCCCACUGUUCUAUGUGAAAGCUUGUGGCUAGACUACAGCUAUUCCAUGUUCUUCCUCUGAUGAAUCAUGAACGCCAUCUCAUUUUUAAUUUUCCUUUUAAAACUUGGCCUUACAAGCAAAUGUAAGUUAUAUAUUUGUACUGAUGAUUUAUAAUCUGCUUUAACAGAAAUAAAUGUUGGUAGUAGAUGA